Messenger RNA from Pisolithus orientalis, 957 nucleotides. RefSeq lists its product as uncharacterized. Lineage: Eukaryota; Fungi; Basidiomycota; Agaricomycetes; Boletales; Pisolithaceae. Bases 1 to 957 code for a protein of 318 amino acids. The transcript is spliced from 4 exons. The record is from RefSeq and is a predicted model, not a curated record.
AUGCCAGCUACCCGUGCAGGUAUUUCUUCUGCGUCAUCCGAGCAGAAACGUCACCGGACUCCCAUUUCUCGUCCUCAGCCAAUGCCUGGUGGUUCAAAGAGAUCAAUGAAGCCGCCACCCCAUUCGGAAGUCAUCAUACUCUCUUCGGACGACGAAAAUUCCCCCGUCACCAGUACUCGACCUAGACCCACCAAGCAGUCUUUCGGACACUCGAAGAAGAAAAAAGCAGUCCUCCGACCACCUCCUCAAGUCUUUGGGGAAGUUCUCGAAAUAUCGGAGUCUGAUGAAGCCCAGCCAUCACUGCCAGCGGCUAAACGGAAGACAGAGGACAGCACUACCGAAAGUCUCAAGCGCACUGUAAACAGCCUUGAACAGGCUCUGAAACUUGCCAAUCAGCGUGCAGCACAAGAACACUCGGAGCUCAAAUCUUUAGAGGAAGCCCAGGCCGAAGAAAUAAAUGCACUUCGAAGCGCACUAAGCAAAGACUUCUCAGAACUCGAAGAUCACAUUCUUUGUGAAGUUUGUACACACAAGAUGUGGAAACCCUACCUGUUACCCGACUGUGGCCACAGCUUCUGCCAGGAUUGUCUCGUAGACUGGUUCACUACGACGAAAGCCAAAUUUAUGAAUAGCCACCCCGAUUAUGAUGCUCAAUGUGCCAUGGUCCUUGGUCAACUCCGCAUACUCCUCAACAGCAUACCCGCACUCUUAAACCCAUAUGUUCAGCAGCAGCUGAAGGCUCUCCUCAUUAACUUGCGAAGGAUGCAGCCGGAACAUACUUGUCCAUCCUGUAGAAAACCUGUAGUGACCAAACCGGUUGAAAAUUUUCGUCUGAAGGCGCUCGUCAGGCAUAUUUCUGAUCUGCAGGGCGAACCGACCCCCCACGAACUGUCACGUUACCACCCAGUACUAGGCACCGGUCCUUUUGACGUGUUCUUUCCUGACCCCUGGGUAUAA